This is a messenger RNA of Oxyura jamaicensis (ruddy duck), 1842 nucleotides long. RefSeq names its product natriuretic peptide receptor 2 (gene NPR2). The record is from RefSeq and is a predicted model, not a curated record. Lineage: Eukaryota; Metazoa; Chordata; Aves; Anseriformes; Anatidae. Gene Ontology annotation, biological process: regulation of blood pressure; vasodilation. The annotation marks the transcript as partial. Gene Ontology annotation, molecular function: peptide hormone binding; natriuretic peptide receptor activity. Gene Ontology annotation, cellular component: membrane. The transcript is spliced from 11 exons.
AGGGCUGCAGCGCGGGUGCUGGGGAUGCUGCUGGCGGCGGCGGGGGGCAGCGGCGGCGGCGGCGGGGGGCGGCGAGCGGCGGCGGCGUCCCCCGACGGCGCGGUCGCCAACCUGACGGUGGCCGUGGUGCUGCCGGAGCGCAACGUGAGCUACGCGUGGGCCUGGCCGCGCGUGGAACCGGCGCUGAGCCUGGCGCUGGAGGCGCUGCAGCGUGGGGAGCCGCCGCUGCUGCCGCGGCCCUUCUCGGUGCGCGUCGAGUUCAUGAGCUCGGAGCUGGGGGGCGCGUGCUCCGAGUACGUGGCGCCGCUCAAAGCCGUGGACCUCAAGCUGUACCACGACCCCGACGUGCUCUUCGGGCCGGGGUGCGUCUACCCCGCCGCCUCGGUGGGCCGCUUCGCCUCGCACUGGCGGCUGCCCCUCAUCACGGCCGGGGCGGUGGCGGUGGGCUUCAGCGAGAAGCGCGAGCACUACCGCACCACCGUGCGCACCGGGCCCUCGGCGCCCAAGCUGGGCGCCUUCGUCUCCCACCUGCACGCCCACUUCAACUGGAGCUCCCGCGCCGCCCUGCUCUACGUGGACCACAAGACGGACGACCGGCCCUACUACUUCACCAUCGAGGGCGUCUUCCAGGAGCUGCAGGACGGCAGCAACCUCACCGUCCGCCACCACAUCUAUUCCCCCGACGAGGGCGGCGCCGACACCGCCAUCCACUUCAUCAAGGCCAGCGGGCGCGUGGUGUACCUCUGCGGGCCGCCGGAGAUGCUGCGCCGGAUCAUGCAGCUGGCGCAGCGCGAGAACCUGACCAACGGCGACUACGUCUUCUUCUACGUGGACGUUUUCGGGGAGAGCCUGCGUGGGGACUCUGCCCGUGAUGCCUUCAAGCCCUGGCAGCAGGGCCCGGGACAGGACUCGGGGCUGCGCGAGGCUUUCCAGACCGUGCUGGUGAUCACCUACUACGAGCCCCAGAACCCCGAGUACCAGCACUUCCAAACGCAGCUCAUCCUGCGAGCCAAGCAGAAAUUCGGGGUGCAGCUCAACUACUCCCUGAUGAACCUGGUGGCGGGGUGCUUCUACGACGGGGUGCUGCUGUACGCCAUGGUGCUGAACGAGACCCUGCGGGAGGGCGGCUCCAAGAAGAACGCCACCCACCUCAUCGAGAAGAUGCGGGACCGCAAGUUCCAGGGGGUGACCGGGCUGGUGAGCAUGGACGGCAACAACGACCGGGACACCGACUUCAACCUGUGGGCCAUGGGCGACCCCGAGAGCGGGCAGUACGAGGUGGUGGGACACUACUCGGGAGCGGAGAAGCAGAUCCGCUGGCUGGGCCGUCCCAUCCGCUGGGUGAAGGGGGCCCCCCCCUUGGACAACCCGCCCUGCGUCUUCGACGUGGAUGACCCCUCCUGCGAUAAAACCCCCCUCUCCACGCUGGCCAUCGUGGCUUUGGGCACCGGCCUCACCUUCGUCAUGUUCGGCAUCUCCAGCUUCCUCAUCUUCAGGAAGCUGAUGCUGGAGAAGGAGCUGGCCAGCAUGCUGUGGAGGAUCCGCUGGGACGAGCUGCACUUCGGGAGCGCCGAGCGGUACCACAAGGGAGCGGGCAGCCGGCUCACCCUGUCCCUGCGCGGCUCCAGCUACGGCUCCCUGAUGACCACCCAUGGCAAGUACCAGAUCUUCGCCAACACCGGGCACUUCAAGGGCAACGUGGUGGCCAUCAAGCACGUCAACAAGAAGCGCAUCGAGCUGACGCGCCAGGUGCUCUUCGAGCUGAAACACGUAGGUGUGGGGUGGGCACCCUUUGGGGGGGCGCGGGGUCCCCUCCUGGGGACGGCGGGGCUGGAGGACCAC